ACCGGCCCAGAUCGGUCCAGAUUAUGAAGAUGAAAGAAUAUCGGUUCGGAUUGUUAAAAGACUGGACCAGUCUGGACUAAACCAUCGUUACCUUAUUUGUCUUGUACCGGUCCAGAUUGGUCCAGAUUAUCAAAAUGAAAAGAAUAUCGUCUGGACUAAACCAUCGUUACCUGAUGUGGGGGAUAUAACGAACAUUCCCUUAUAA
This is a messenger RNA of Ambispora leptoticha, 205 nucleotides long. Lineage: Eukaryota; Fungi; Glomeromycota; Glomeromycetes; Archaeosporales; Ambisporaceae. The record is from the annotation of a GenBank genome assembly.